AUGUGUUACUGCCAAGUUUUGAAUCCCAUUUGCGAGCUUGGGCAACCCACAAAUGACGCAAUAUACAAAGUUGUGUGUGAGUUGAAAGAUGAGGUCUUCCGGCUUGAUUUGAAGGUGAGCAGCGCAAAAGAGCUGUUACUGAAGGUAUUCUCCACUUCCCUUGGGAAGGGGACUAUGAAAGAAGUGUUAGAGAUACCUGAGACGAGCAAAGUUCAGCGCUCGCUUUCGUUCAACGGGGAGACCGAGAAGAAGGAUGACGUGGGUGUCGAGGAAAAGGAUGGUGAAGGGACGAAGGAUGACGUGGUUGUCGAGGAAAAGGAUGGUGAAGGGACGAAGGAUCAAUUGGAAGAGGAUGUUGAUGAUGUAGAGAGUGUCCCUUCACUUAAUCUAUCAGAAGAGAAGGUCGUUGUUCCAACUAAGGUGGUUGUUUCUGAUGAUUCGUUUGAGGUUAUGAACUUUUGGGGAGAAGAUCUCCCCGCUAUUGUAAAAGAGGAAGUUGAGCAGGCAGUGAAGGAUGAUUUUGAUGAUGCUGCGUUCGAAAGAUUCAAAGAAUCUGGAGGGAAGGUGAUUGGUCCAUUCACUGUGAAGAAGGGUUACUCAAAUCAACAGUACGAGUUGUUCCGUUACAUUUUCUCUAGCGCCAAUGAUCCGAGUGAAGUGUUAGCCCAUUUUGGGAAGGUUGAGGUCGAGCGGAUGUAUUUCAAAUGCAUGAAACCGGAGACCGAUAUAUCACACAGUCUCAUUGAUUGCUUUGCUCAAAUCAUGAAUUUUCGAGAGAAGAAGCGCAACGGCAUUGGAAGUAAGAGAACUUGGUUUAUGCCCACCAGAAUUUCGAGCAAGUUACUUGGAAGAUCGAUGACUGUGGAGAGGAUGGCGAAGCAGCAAGAGUGGUCCACUCUUUAUUACGAUGCAGAUUUGAGUUUAUGUCACACUAUGGUGGUACCCCUACUGGAUACCGAGAGUGCUCCGCACUGGUUUGCGGCGAAUGUGAGCAUGGUUAAUACAACAAGGAAAUUAGGGACUCGUUGUCUUACCGCAAUGCAUAAGAGCUCCGGACUUUGGACCAAUUGUUUGCCUGUCAAGCCAGGAGACCUGAAUUUCAGCGAGUUUGUAAUUAUUUCUUCAAGCAAGGACUACCCACAACAACAAAAUGGCCACGAUUGUGGAAUGUUUGUAAUGAAGUACAUGGAAUCACUGUUCGAGGAAAAUGAAAUAUUGGAAGAGCUUGAUCCUAUUGAAGCGAGAUCGGAUUGUGUUGGGAAAAUUGUCACCCCCGAGAGUAACAAGGCUAAACAUGCUGUGAUGGAGGGAGUUAAGAAGCAAUUUGGAUUGAGCAAAACCAAAGUUCUUCCAUCGGCAACAUCUACCAUGCGCAUUACGUAG
Cannabis sativa is the source of this 1383-nucleotide messenger RNA. RefSeq lists its product as uncharacterized. Gene Ontology annotation, biological process: protein desumoylation. Gene Ontology annotation, molecular function: deSUMOylase activity. Bases 1 to 1383 code for a protein of 460 amino acids. NCBI's taxonomy places the organism in Eukaryota, Viridiplantae, Streptophyta, Magnoliopsida, Rosales, Cannabaceae. The record is from RefSeq and is a predicted model, not a curated record. The transcript has 7 exons. Gene Ontology annotation, cellular component: nucleus.